GGCCCAGUGGGUGUUCCUGGAUUCCCUGGAAUUUAUGGAGUUCCAGGACACCCUGGUCAGCCAGGACCCAGAGGUCUUCCUGGUUUAGAUGGCUGUAAUGGUACCAUUGGAAGUCCUGGUACCCCUGGAUCAGAUGGAUUCCCUGGUCCACAAGGACCACCGGGUCGUCCUGGUCCUAAAGGCCCCAAAGGUGAACCUGUCUAUGCCCCGGGAAUUUUUAAAGGAGUGAAGGGAGAAAGAGGUCUUCCUGGCCUGGAUGGUGCUUUUGGACCGAAAGGUUUUCCAGGUCGACCAGGGCCUGCUGGUCCCAUCGGGCUACCUGGAUUUCCGGGACCUCCAGGUUUCCCAGGACCCCCAGGAGCUAUGGGCAGUAGCGGUUUAGUUUUCCAUGGAGAAACAGGAGAAAAAGGAGAUGUUGGGCUGCCAGGACCAGCGGGACCUCCAUCUUCCACAGGGACAGAAGAAUUUGUUGGGUUGACCAAAGGACAGCAAGGAGCAAAGGGCGUUCCUGGUGUCAAAGGAAUUCCAGGCCCACCAGGAGGUCCUGGACUUCCGGGUUCCUGGGGCUUCGGAGAAAAGGGAGAAAAAGGCAUCCCCGGUUUACCAGGACCCAGGGGAGACAUGGGACUGAGAGGACUUGAUGGAAACAUAGGCAGAAAGGGAGUUCUGGGCAAAGCAGGAUUUCCUGGCUGGGAUGGCUCUCCAGGUGGAAAGGGUGAAUUUGGCGAUGUGGGUCCACCAGGCCCUUCAAUAAUUGUUGACAGAAAUGGCGCUGUCAUAUCAGGUCCCCCUGGAGACCCCGGCACACCAGGAACCCCUGGCCCUAGAGGAGAUGAGGGGAGUAUUGGUUUGAUAGGAUUUCCUGGGCAACCAGGACGUCCUCCAACCUUUCCAGGUAAUCUAGUUAAGGAUCCAUGGCUGGUGAGAGAAUCCAGGAGUAUCUUUAUGUAAGAAGCCAACUUCAAAGUAUCGGAGGUGUUUUCUAAUAAGUGUUGAUCAUGUCUCUAGAAAGACAUGGCCGUCAUGAUUCUGACAAAAAUGUCUCAGAAAAUACCAAAGAGAAAAAUACAGUGAAACAAAGAAGAAGGACUUAGAGGAACUUUUAAUAUGCUUCACAUAUUGGUGCAAAAAGUGGGAAAUGGUGGAAAAUGUAGUUUACUGAUAUUUAGAGUGGGUUUUCCAACUACCUGAUAUCCUUUGCUUGAUUUCUGGAAGGAAUCAAUGAAAUUAUCUCCCUCUAUCCA
Messenger RNA from Pseudonaja textilis, 1244 nucleotides. Lineage: Eukaryota; Metazoa; Chordata; Lepidosauria; Squamata; Elapidae. The record is from RefSeq and is a predicted model, not a curated record.